Bombina bombina (fire-bellied toad) is the source of this 5762-nucleotide messenger RNA. RefSeq names its product death associated protein kinase 1 (gene DAPK1). Lineage: Eukaryota; Metazoa; Chordata; Amphibia; Anura; Bombinatoridae. Gene Ontology annotation, cellular component: cytoplasm; nucleus. Gene Ontology annotation, molecular function: protein binding; ATP binding; protein serine/threonine kinase activity. Gene Ontology annotation, biological process: intracellular signal transduction; protein phosphorylation; positive regulation of apoptotic process. The transcript has 26 exons. The record is from RefSeq and is a predicted model, not a curated record.
UCAGGCUGCCUAGGAGGCAUUGCUGCUGGCUGUCAGGACAGCGGAUCCCAGGUAGCCGUUCCACCUCUGUUUCCCUGGAUUGCUGCCCCGGUCCCCAGGGCGCAUGUUGCUCACUUGCAUUGUGCCCAUCUCUUUCCAGCACUCAGCCGAGCCCUGCAGCUCCAGGGUGUUGCCUGGGUGUAUAAAAUGUCCCUGCUGUUCAACUAUUUAACAAUGUGGUGAUGACCUUGGUGUAUAGGGCAACUGGCUUGUACAAAGGAUUAAGGCACCAUGACUGUGUUCAGGCAAGAAAAUCUUGAGGAUUAUUAUGAGAUUGGGGAAGAACUUGGAAGUGGCCAGUUUGCCGUGGUAAAGAAAUGUCAGGAUAAAACCACAGGUCUGCAGUACGCUGCAAAAUUCAUCAAGAAAAGGAGAACCAAAUCAAGUCGGCGGGGGGUGACCCGGGAAGAUAUAGAACGGGAGGUCAGCAUCCUGAAAGAGAUCCUGCACCCUAACGUGAUCACGCUGCACGAGGUGUUUGAAAACAAAACAGAUGUCAUUCUUAUUCUGGAGCUAGUCGCAGGAGGUGAGCUCUUUGACUUUCUUGCUGAAAAAGAGUCCCUGACAGAGGAAGAAGCCACUGAAUUCCUCAAGCAGAUCCUUAAUGGAGUAAACUACCUUCACUCACUGCAAAUUGCCCAUUUUGAUCUCAAGCCUGAAAAUAUUAUGCUUCUAGACCGGAAUACACCCAAGCCUCGAAUAAAGAUUAUAGAUUUUGGCCUUGCUCACAGAAUAGACUCUGGAAAUGAAUUCAAAAACAUCUUUGGAACUCCGGAGUUUGUCGCUCCUGAAAUUGUAAACUAUGAACCACUCGGCCUUGAGUCUGAUAUGUGGAGCAUUGGUGUCAUUACAUAUAUUCUAUUGAGUGGUGCAUCACCAUUUCUUGGAGAAACAAAGCAAGAGACCUUGGCUAAUAUUUCUGCUGUGAGUUAUGAAUUUGAAGAGGAAUUUUUCAGUAACACAAGUGAUCUGGCCAAAGAUUUCAUAAGAAGGCUUCUUGUCAAGGACCCAAAGAAGAGGAUGACCAUUCAUGACAGCUUGCGUCACCCUUGGAUAAAGCCUAAAGAUACCCAGCAAGCACUGAGCAGAAAGGCCUCUGCUGUAAAUAUGGAGAAACUUAAGAAGUUUGCAGCGCGAAGAAAAUGGAAACAAUCUGUGCGCUUAAUAUCCUUGUGCCAAAGACUGUCAAGAUCGUUUUUGUCCAGAAGCAAUAUGAGUAUAGCUAGAAGUGAUGAUACUCUGGAUGAAGAAGAUUCUUUUGUUAUGAAAGCCAUUAUCCAUGCCAUUAAUGAUGAUAACGUUCCUGGUUUACAGCAUCUUCUGGGCUCUUUGUGUAGCUAUGAUAUUAACCAACCAAACAAGCAUGGUACGCCACCUAUAUUAAUUGCUGCAGGGUGUGGAAAUAUUCAGAUACUUGAAUUGCUUCUAAAGCGUGGAGCACAGAUUGAUGUGCAGGAUAAGGCUGGAUCCAAUGCCAUUUACUGGGCGUCUCGGCAUGGACAUGUUGAUACUUUGAAAUUUCUUCAUCAGAAUAAAUGUCCUUUAGAUGUUAAAGAUAAGUCUGGAGAAACGGCUCUUCAUGUGGCAGCUCGCUACGGCCAUGUUGAGGUCAUUCAGUAUCUGUGCAGCAUCGGGUCACAUCCUGAUAUUCAGGAUAAGGAAGAAGAAACACCUCUCCAUUGUGCUGCCUGGCAUGGGUAUUACCCGGUUGCAAGAGCUCUGUGUCAAACAGGCUGCAAUGUUAACAUUCGCAACAGGGAAGGAGAAACUCCCAUUCUGACAGCCUCAGCUAGAGGAUACUCUGAUAUUGUGGAAUGCUUGGCUGAGCAUGGGGCUGACCUUGAUGCAACAGACAAGGAUGGCCACAUAGCAUUGCACCUUGCAGUAAGAAGAUGUCAGAUGGAAGUAGUUAAAACUCUCAUCAGUCAGGGGUGCUUCGUAGAUUUCCAGGAUCGCCAUGGUAACACGCCUAUGCAUGUUGCCUGCAAAGAUGGGAACAUUCCUAUUGUCAUGGCACUUUGUGAAGCUAACUGUAAUUUUGGAUAUUUACUAACAAGGUGAUAUGGCCGGACACCUUUACACCUGGCAGCCAACAAUGGGAUAUUGGAGGUUGUUCGGUACCUUUGCCUAAAGGGUGCUAAUGUUGAGGCCUUAACAAUGGAUGGCAAAACAGCAGAAGAUCUUGCCAGGUCCGAACAGCAAGAAACUGUGGUCAGUUUGCUUUCAAGGCUUCGAAAGGAUGCUUAUCGAAGUUUAUUCAUCCAGCAACUCAGACCUACGCAAACUCCCCAGCCACGAAUAAAGCUGAAGUUGUUUGGUUAUGUAGGGUCAGGAAAGACUACUCUUGUGGAGUCUUUGAAAUGUGGACUUAUCCGAAGCUUCUUCAGAAGACGUAGGCCACGGCUUUCAUCCACUAAUUCAUCCCGAUUUCCUCCUUCACCGCUAUCCAACAAAACAUCAGUUUCAGUGAGCAUCUCUGACCUCUACCCUGGCUGCGAGAAUGUCAGUGUGAGGAGCCGCAGCAUGAUGUUUGAGCCAGGCUUAACUAAAGGGGUACUUGAGGUGUUUGUCUCACCGUCCAAUCACCCUCACUGUUCCACCGAUGAGCAAUCCACCAGAGCUAUUGAUAUCCAGAAUGCCAAUGUGAACGGGGUUGGUGAUUUCAGUGUCUGGGAGUUCUCUGGAAAUCCUACAUAUUAUUGCAGCUAUGAUUAUUUUGCCGCAAAUGACCCCACGUCCAUUCACAUUGUGGUUUUUAGUCUUGAAGAACCUUAUGAAAUUCAGCUUAAUCAAGUGAUAUUCUGGCUUAACUUUUUAAAAUCCCUUGUUCCAGUGGAGGAACCUAUAGCCUACGGAGGAAAGCUGAAGAAUCUGUUACGUGUUGCGUUGGUGGCUACUCAUGCUGAUAUUGUUAAUCUUCCUCGCCCUGCGGGAGAAUUUGGUUAUGAUAAGGAUACGUGCUUGCUAAAAGAAAUCAGAAAUAGAUUUGGAAACGAUCUCCUGAUUUCUGAUAAGUUAUUUGUUUUGGAUGCUGGGGCAUCUGGUUCCAAGGACAUGAAGUUUCUACGGAAUCACCUGCAGGAAUUAAGAAGCCAACUGAUUGCUAAUUGUCCAACAAUGACCCCUUUGUGUGAGAAAAUUAUCUCCACUAUUCCGUCAUGGAGGAAGCAGAAUGGACCCAAUCAGCUGUUGUCACUUCAGCAAUUUAUUUAUGAUGUCCAAGAACUUAAUCCUUUAGCUAAUGAAGAAGAUAUAAGACAUAUUGUGCAACAACUACAUAGUAUUGGGGAGGUUAACAUUAUGCAGAGUGAGACCGUCCAAGAUGUGGUGCUUUUAGAUCCGCGGUGGCUUUGUUACAAUGUUCUUGGAAAGCUGUUGUCUGUGGAAAACCCAAAAGCCCUUCACCACUACCGAGGAAGAUAUACAAUGGAGGAUAUCCAACGCUUGGUUUCGGACAGUGAUGUUGAAGAACUUGUACAGAUUUUGGAUGCAAUGGACAUCUGUGCUAGAGACCUUAGCAGUGGAACAAUGGUGGAUAUACCAGCUCUGAUAAAAACAGACAACCUCCACCGAUCAUGGACAGAUGAAGAGGAAGACAUAAUGAUAUAUGGUGGUGUUAGAAUUGUUCCUGUGGAACAUCUUACCCCCUUCCCUUGUGGAAUUUUUCACAAAGUCCAAGUGAAUCUGUGCAGAUGGGUUCAUCAACAGAGUGUUGACGGAGAUGCAGAUAUACGUUUAUGGGUAAAUGGAUGUAAAAUAGCAAAUCGAGGUGCCGAAGUCCUAGUGUUGCAGGUCAACCAUGGUCAAGGAAUUGAAGUGCAAGUUAGAGGUCUAGAAACUGAAAAAGUUAAGUGCUGUUUACUUCUUGAAUCUAUUUGCGGUAUCAUUGACAACUUAUUCACAGCAACAUUGCCUGGGCUUUUGACUGUGAAGCAUUACUUAAGUCCUCAACAGCUAAGAGAACAUCAUGAACCUGUUAUGAUUUACCACCCAAGAGACUUUUUCAGGGCACAGGCUCAAAAAGAGACUUCACUGGCAAAUACAAUGGCUGGAUACAAAGAAAGUUUUAGUAGCAUUUUGUGUUUUGGCUGUCUGGAUAUUUACUCUCAAGGAACCUUAGGAAUGGACCAUCAUAUAUCGGAUCUGAAUCUUCUUACAAGAAGAAAACUUAGUCGACUUUUAGACCCUCCAGACCCCAUGGGAAAGGAUUGGUGCCUACUAGCUAUGAAUUUGGGACUGCCUGAGCUUGUUGCCAAAUACAAUACAAACAAUACAACACAAAAAGAUUUUCUUCCAAGUCCUGUUUGUGCAGUUUUGCAGGAAUGGGGAAACUUUCCUGAGAGCACUAUAGCUAUUUUAAUGUCAAAACUGAGGGAACUGGGGCGCAGGGACGCAGCAGAUUUUUUACUUAAGGCAUCCUCUGUAUUCAAAGUAAAUCUGGAUGUCCAUGGACAAGAAGCCUAUGCUGCUAGCUGCAAUAGCGGUACUUCCUAUAAUUCAAUCAGCUCAGUAGUGUCACGGUGACUGCAUUUAUUAGCAUGAGUUUAUUCGUUUUACACUGCAAACGGUGUAAAGAACAUAGUUAUUGUGUGGUACAAUAUGAAACUUAAUUUAUAAGCGCCCCUUACAAGGAUGUCAUAUAACCUCCUUUUUACUUAAAAAAAAAAAAAAAAAAAAAAAAAUUGCCAUUUUUUAUUGUAGCUAUCUAAAGGCUGCUUCUUUACACCUUUCUAUCGAAACUUCUUUAUGAAUAUGCUGCUAAUUACUGCCACCAGGAAGGAUAUGUGUCACUUUUUUCUAUUCUUUCUCUUUAACUUUUUUUAAUCAACUUGCACCCGAAUACACUUUCUUAUUUGCUUAACUUUUUAUAUGCUAGAAUGAGAACAAAUAAGGGCAUACUACGCUGUGUGACAGUGUAAUAUAUGCAGCAGUGUGAGUGCCUUGGUUGGUUUAAAAGAGGUUAGGCGGAGGUCUGUUCAGUUUUGCCCUUUAAUUACCCAACUGGGCUUUACCUCUUUGUUACUGCCUACAUUAUAAUCACUAUUAAGUUUAGAAAUUGUUUUAAUCACUUUUCAGUUUAGAAGUUGUUUUAUGCACACAAGAUAGCCGUUCUCAUUGCUAAUAAGAUAUCUACUGUAAGCCCCUUUUGUAUUCUGCUCAGUCUAUAUGACUGUAUUGCUCAGGUACAUAAACAGUUAUAGAAAACAUGAGCAUAUAUGUGAAAUUUGUGUCAAAGUAUUAUUAUUUCAGUGCUUGACCUUUAACACGGCUUUACUGCACAUCGUGUUAUAGGUCUUCCAAACCUCUUGGCGCUAGACAACAAUGUGAAUUAGGUACCAUCCAAUUCAUCUGCAGCUUCAGAACUUUAUUCCUGAUUGUAUCUCAUUCAUCUCAGGUAUAGGUUCUUACAAGCCUAAAUCACUGCAAGGAGCAUGUACAAAGUAAUUGCCAGUUUAUACACAGGAGACAUAUUUUCUUUUAAGGAUGCUCUUGAACAUAUUUACCGUACUUGAAACAAACCAAUUUAUCUUACUAGGAUUUUAACUUACAGCCAAUGCUGAGUGAGAAAGAUACUUAUUUCUCACUUGAAGAUGCAUGUCAUAUGAAUGGAAUAUUAUACAUGUAUAUACAUUUAAUUUUUUCUUAAUCUUUUAAUUGUAGUACAAUUUUAAAAAACAUUUUUUAUAUAUGUAUAUAACUGUGAAUAAAAAUGUUGCCUGUUG